ACGACUUGGAUGGUUUUCAGCCACUCACCAUACAGGUGCGCUCGGACAUUGGCGUUUUAACUGUUUGAAGCAAACAGUGCGUAUUUAAUUUAUCUUCGAAAUGUGUUAAGUAAGACUUAAUGGCGACCUCUCAUGUCUUCACGUAAGACUAACUGGGACACGAAGGCGCUCAAACACGACGGAGCAACAAACUGGCGAAUCAGACCAACGGCACUGAAGAAGCGACGGAUUUGUUUUCUGCGUUCAUGAAGACAGUUUUUUUUCUUGCGUCGAGGGAUUAACACUUGUGAAGAUUCGGGUUCGUUGGAAUAUUGUUCUGUUUAUUUUUUCUCCCUUUUUAGUGAUUUUGGACCAGUAAAAUGUAGCCUCUGCCUGCCAGAUGUGAGGGACCACAUCUGCAACCUACAGCAAACACCCCCGUCUGUCUACCUGUUCCUCAGGAAGCAGAAAAAACGCUGCUGCAGCUCCUCAACAUCUGCCAGCUCACAUCCGAGAGGCUUCAAGGAUUAGGCAGCCAGCUUCAUGACAGACCUUAGAGACCAUGACUGCUUGCUUGAAAGCAGAUCACUAAAGUCUCUCAUUUAACUGUCCCCCCCCCCCCCCACCAGUGGCGCUGAUAAUUAUGAUGAUGAUCAGGAUCCUGGGUGACAUUUGACAGACAGGUGGUUUUCGGUUAGGCCUGCAAAGGGACGAUGGCCCGCCUGGGACCAGGCUUGCUGCUGCCUGUUAAUGGUCUGGGCUACCCUCCUCAAAACCUGGCCAGAGUAGUGGUCUGGGAAUGGCUGAAUGAACAUGGCCGCUGGAGGCCCUACGGUGCGGCGGUUUGCCACCACAUCGAGAACAUCCUGAAGGGGGAUGCCCGCGGAACUGUGGUUCUGGGCCAGGUGGAUGGUCAGCUCUCCCCUUACAUCGUUGAUUUGCAGUCCAUGCAUCAGUUUCGUCAGGAUACAGGCACCAUGAGACCAGUUCAGAGGAACUUCUAUGAACCGUCGUCUGCUCCAGGGAAAGGCGUCAUAUGGGAGUGGGAGAACGACAAUGGUUCUUGGACACCAUAUGACAUGGAGAUCUGUGUGACCAUCCAGAACGCCUAUGAAAAGCAGCACCCCUGGUUGGAUCUGACCUCUCUAGGCUUCUCCUACCUCAUUGACUUUAACAGCAUGUCUCAAACAAACAAGCAGAGCCAGCGCAAAAGGCGCCUCCGCAGGCGCAUGGAUCUCGCUUACCCGCUUAUCAUGGGUUCCAUUCCCAAAUCACAGUCCUGGCCUGUAGGAACCAGCUCUGGCCAGCCGUGCUCCUGCCAGCAAUGCAUCCUGGUAAACAGUACAAGAGCUGCGUCAAAUGCAAUCCUUGCCUCUCAGCGACGGAAGCUCUACGGUGGGGCAGCAGGCAAUACCGGCGCGACAGGAACCCUGACCGCAGUGCGACAGAGUAACACCUUUGCUGGAACGUCCCUCUGGUCUCCAAACUCUUCUGGAACCAAUGAUAUCAGUGCAGGAGGUGGACAAACCAAAGGUGAACAGUUGCAGGUACCACUGUCCCCGGCCAACUUCCCGUGUUCCCCUGUGAUGUCAUCCCAUGGUCACGCCAACACCCUCACCAUCAAUGGACAAAACAACCUGAACCGACCGGGCACCCAGCGCAUCUCUAUGACCACUCCCAGAGGAACCAUCCCACCAGGGGUUCCUGCUCUUCCAGUCAAGAACCUGACUGGAUCUGGACCAGUGCACCCAGCACUAGCAGGUAUGACCGGUAUCCUGAUGUGCGCUGUAGGUCUGCCUGUUUGCCUGACUCGAGCACCAAAGCCCAUUCUGCACCCACCGACCAUCAGCAAGAGCGAUAUGAAGCCUGUGCCGGGGAUCAAUGGCAUGCGACGCAAGACAAAGAAAAAGCAUCUGAGGAGAGGGAAAACCCCAGAGGAUGUGGUCAGAAGAUACACUGAGAAAAUUAAAGUGGUGCCAGACGAGGACUGUACCAUCUGCAUGGAGAGGCUGGUCACGGCAUCAGGCUAUGAAGGCGUCCUACAGCACAAAGGCAUCAAGCCAGAGCUGGUGGGCAAACUUGGCAAGUGCGGCCAUAUGUACCAUCUGCUGUGCCUGGUGGCCAUGUACAACAAUGGCAAUAAGGAUGGCAGUCUUCAGUGCCCGACAUGCAAGACCAUCUAUGGUGAGAAAACAGGCACUCAGCCUCCUGGGAAGAUGGAGUACCACGUCAUCCCCCACUGCCUGCCUGGUUACCCAGACUCCAAGACUAUCCGAAUCGUCUAUGACAUUCCUGCUGGUGUCCAGACCAAUGAGCACCCCAACCCUGGGAAGAAGUUCAGCGCAAGAGGUUUUCCCCGACAGUGUUACCUGCCAGACAACGAAAAGGGCAGGAAGGUCCUCAAGCUGCUGAUCACGGCCUGGGACCGACGCCUCAUCUUCACCAUCGGGACGUCCAGCACCACAGGAGAAACUGACACCGUGGUGUGGAACGAGAUCCACCACAAGACUGAAUUUGGCUCCAACCUGACAGGCCACGGCUACCCGGACCCCAACUACCUGGACAACGUCCUGACAGAGCUGUCAGCCCAGGGAGUUGGCGAGGCAAACCUGAAGGACUGAAAAGGUUCCUAAGCAGCUGAUUUUUUCAGGAACACAAGCUACAGUAUCAUGGUAAACGCUACACUUUAUGACACCUCGUCGAAGUGGCGGCACACAAUUACAUCGCUCAACCUUUUUUGUUGUCAUUAUCUUUAGCGUCACGUCUGGAGCACGCUGCGGCACAUGCUCAGUGUAUGUCUUGAUGCCAGCAAACGUGCCAUCGGUCGCUUUAAGAGUCUUAAAGUGCGACGUGGUGGCGUAGUGAGCCCCGACUUUAAUGGCGCCAGCAAAAUUACAUAAUGAAUGUUGAGUGAAUUGCUGCAAUAAGAUGAGGUGCCAAUGAAAGCUUUUCUCACUUGAAACUCUUUUUUUUUUUUUUCCCUCAAAAAUCUUAUAUUCUAACACAUGGUGAGAAUUUUCUGUACAUUUUUGAUGGAGAGGUGUUGGGCUUUUGUUUUUAGGAAUAAACCAGAGUAAAGGA
Messenger RNA from Nerophis lumbriciformis (worm pipefish), 3060 nucleotides. It is a transcript of the gene dtx1, whose product is annotated as deltex 1, E3 ubiquitin ligase. Gene Ontology annotation, molecular function: zinc ion binding. The record is from RefSeq and is a predicted model, not a curated record. Gene Ontology annotation, biological process: Notch signaling pathway; protein ubiquitination. NCBI's taxonomy places the organism in Eukaryota, Metazoa, Chordata, Actinopteri, Syngnathiformes, Syngnathidae.